Molecule: messenger RNA, 931 nt
Organism: Rubroshorea leprosula
Lineage: Eukaryota; Viridiplantae; Streptophyta; Magnoliopsida; Malvales; Dipterocarpaceae
Source: the annotation of a GenBank genome assembly
CAUAGUUUUAAAGUUAAAAUGUACUAAUUUGGUCAAACUCGGAAUCUUUAUUUUGAUGCCACAAAUAUGGUCUAGUACUAGUCAGGAAUUUCCAAUAUUAUUUAAGUAGGAAAGAUGAUAUAUUCCCAUGCUUUCGGCUCUUUACCCUGCAGGAAAUGGUUCUUUUCUUCUUAGUGUAUUUGGACGGCCAGAAAAAGUUUGGUUGGCUUUGCGUGCAAACGCAGCGGUGCUGAUUCCCCACCAUAGAUUCAUCCAAUACCCCAUAUGCCCUUUCCUUUUUUCCGAUUCUGUUGUGUCGUGGACCUACUGAAUGAGGGAAUUGUAGUCAUCUAAUUCUGUCUGAGGCUAUCUUUUUCUUUCCAACAUAGCCAACACCCACAUGUUCUGCACUUUAAGUGCAUUCAUCUUCCCUAUAAUUUCAUGGCCUAACAGGGAAAAAGAGAACCACAGGAUUGCAGGAAGCAAAGGAGGAAAUGGAAGAACAAGUUGAUUUGGUAGGGAACACAUUUGUGGAUCAUUACUACCAUCUCUUCGACAAUGAUCGAUCCUCCCUAGCUUCUCUCUACCAACCCUCCUCCAUGCUAACCUUCGAGGGACAGAAGAUACUCGGCGUUGAUGAUAUAUCCGCCAAGCUUAACCAGUUGCCAUUUGAUCAGUGCCGGCAUAUCAUCAGCACCAUUGAUUCCCAGUCUUCCGCCGGUGGCAUUGUGGUCUUUGUCAGUGGCAGCCUCCAACUACCUGAAGAGGAGCACCACUUAAGAUUUAGCCAGAUGUUUCACUUAAUUCCAACGCUACAAGGAAGUUUCUUUGUGCAGAAUGACAUAUUCCGCCUCAACUACGGUUGAUUUUUUCUUGGUUUUUUCCACCAAGUAUUUCCAUUGUAACACUGUUUCAUUAAUUCUGAAAUCUUGAAUAAAGUACCGAAAUUACC